This is a messenger RNA of Drosophila takahashii, 1371 nucleotides long. RefSeq lists its product as uncharacterized. Lineage: Eukaryota; Metazoa; Arthropoda; Insecta; Diptera; Drosophilidae. Gene Ontology annotation, cellular component: mitochondrion. The record is from RefSeq and is a predicted model, not a curated record.
UUGUUCUUCUGGCCAGCUGCAUGUUAUUUGUUAAUCGGCUCGAUUAUAAAACUUUAUGAAUUAAAACUAAUAUUUAACCAUGUUGCGAUCGAGGAUUUCCUGCGCACUUCAACCCAGAAGAUUGGUGUCCUACUUCUCGGCGGAAUUCAAUAAGUUGGCGAACGAGGGACCAGCGAAAUUCGCGGCAUCCAGCAGUCAUGCCGUAACCAAUAUAGAUUUGGACCUGUUUGUCAAUCCGGACAAUCGGCCCAUGGACCUAGUGGAUCGACUGCUUAGGCUCAGAAAACAAAAGGAGGCCAGUUUGGUGCCUUUGCUACCGAGUGUUCUGGUCAAGCAACUGGUGGACUCCACAAAUCCCCAGGAGGCGAUAUCGGUGCUGCGUAAUCCCACCCAGUACGGCCUGUUCGUGGACCAGUUCUCCGGCUGCUACCUGUUGGACUUCCUCCUCCACAAUGGCCACGCCGUGGAGGCGGCUCAGGUGGCCACUAUUCUGGUGGACAGGAACUUAUGCAACAACGAGUUGAUCGAGUCCCUGGCCCUCCAGUCGUUUUGGUCCUUUGCCAAGGACUUCAAGCCCUUUGAGUCCUCGCAAGUUCAACCUCCUGCCAAAAAUGCUGAAGUGGAAAAAGUUCGCGUGAAGUUCAUUCGCAAUUACCCCGAAGAUGCCAGCGAAAACACCGAGGAAAAGAAACUGGGUCGAGCCAUGAUUCGAUUGGGUUCCGGCGAAGGGUCCUUGAAAGAGCUGAAGCAGAACAUUGCCCUACUUGGCUAUGUGAUAUCCGGCCAGGUGGCAGAGGCCUCCAGUUUUCUGACCAAGAACCAAGCUGCUCUCCACAAGGAAACUCUUACCGCGGCCCAAAGUGUACUUGAAAGCCUGAAGUUAGAGGGAUCCGAAGAGUUGCUCAAGUCUCUUCAAGAAACUCUUGAGAAGAGUAGCAAGUCCAAUGCAAUCCAAUCGCUACUGGAGAAUAGCGUUAAAUCCAGCGCCCAGAAGUUUGAACCCAAACUGUUGGCCGACUACGGUGAAUCGUAUCAGGAGUGGGCCAAGAAGUUUGAGAGCGCUGUUCAGUACCAACUGGAAGCCCAAAGUUUGGCGGAGCGUAAGGCCAGUAUUCAGAAGACGCUCAGCGAACUGGAGGAGAAGCGCCAGAAUCUCUGGUUCUUCGAGAACAGGGACGACAUCGACAUUCAGAUCUACAAGAAGAAGGUCUACUAUCCCAAGCGCUGGUUCGGCAAGAAGAAGAAGCCCAAGGCAGCCGACACCUUCUAUGUGCCGCCGAAUAUUACGCACAACGCUUAACCCCUGACCACAAACAAGUUAGAUCCAAUUGUUUUUAAGCUUUAAUUAAACUACUGGAGAGUUAAUCCAAA